Prunus armeniaca (apricot) is the source of this 3735-nucleotide messenger RNA. NCBI's taxonomy places the organism in Eukaryota, Viridiplantae, Streptophyta, Magnoliopsida, Rosales, Rosaceae. The record is from the annotation of a GenBank genome assembly.
AUGCCUCCUUUGCCCCAGUGUUUGCCUUUGGAGCCCAUUAUCUUAGGCAGUCAAAAAUAUACACGCUCGGGAGAACUUAGAAGGGUUUUGGGCUUUCCUCAUGGUAGUAUAUCGGAUGACCAUUCUUUUGGAGUUGCCCAUCCGAAACCUCCACCACCGGUGGCAACAGAGGAGCUAAAGCACUUCAAGGAAAGCGUGCAAGAUGCGUCUAGAAAGGCCAGGGACAGAGCAAAAAUGUUGCGUGAAUCCAUUUUCAAAUUGGAUAAGUACAGAGAAGCUUUGAGUUCAAAGAAGAGACAGAGAAGCGAUCUUUCAUCGAGUGACAGGUCCAAUGGAGCAAACUUAGUGAAAUUGGGAAGUCAAAUUCAUAAAAACCCUCAAGAGAAUAUGACUCAAAGAUUGGAAGACAGGGCCAAGAGCGUUGGGUUCAAUAAACGCGUUCGGACGUCAGUGGCUGAUGUGCGGGCAGAUGUUAGGUCAGCUGCCACCUCAAGGCAGCAGGUGACCACAGACAAGGACGAAAAUAAGCUUCAGGCUGUUAGUGGGGCUUCUGCUAGGAUUGAAGAAAAGACCCGCAGAUUGCUUGCUGGAGGUGAAGGGUUGGAUCACAAAAUAAAAAAGAAACGUUCGGUGGGAGCAGUGAGUAAUAGAAUUAUAGGUGGUGAACGGGAUAUAAAACGAGCUACGCAUCCAAAGCUGAGUGGUGAUUCUAAGCUACGCAUAUGUGAUGCUCAAGGUUUCAGACUAAAAGCUUCACUUGGAGUUGGUGGAAUCAAUAAGUUGGCGGAACCAUCUUUUGAACCUUCUAAUCUCAGUACCUGUACAGUACUCAAGAAUGAGCUGGAAAGUGCUCCUGUUCCAAAAGACCGUUCAGCUGUAUUAGAGCAGAGGGUUGUGUUGAAAGGAAACAUUAAGCUAAAUCCUCAGGAGGAUAACCGUGCAGGAAGUCCUAAUCCUGUGAUAAAAGGAAAGGUUUCUAGGGCACCACGAACUGGUUCCGUCACGAAUAUAGACUCAUCCCCUAAUGUUCACCCUUCGUCCGGAGCUUUUCAAGGUUUGGAACAGCCUACUGGUCAAAACAAAGUCCAAGCAGCAAGUGUGACAAAUAAUCAAAAGUGUGCAACAUCGAAUGGUUCUUCUGUACAUCCUAUGGCCCAGUGGGUUGGUCAGAGACCACAUAAAAGCUCUCGCACGAGGAGAACAAAUUUAGUUUCUCCUGUAACAAACAAUGCUGAGGCUCAGAUUUCCUAUCAAGGCGCUGCAACUUCUGAUUUUAGUGCUAGAACUUCUAAUGUUGGGACCAAUGGUUCACAAGUUACGAGCAGUUUAGAUAAUCAUACCACGAAAUCUAAAAGAGAACUUCAGAAUGUGUCAUCUCCAUACGGGUUAUCUGGAAGUGAAGAAUCGGGAGCUGGGGAAAAAAAGUUGAAAGAGAAGGGAAUGGACCGUGGUGACAUUGCCUUAGCUGCAGAUGAAAAAGUUGGGGAUCACUUACUGUCCAUCAAGAAGAAUAAAUCACCAACUAAUGACAUUGGAGAUGGUGUGCGAAGGCAAGGAAGAAGUGGAAGAGGUCCAUCUUUGACAAGGCCUGGGAUUCCUCCAGUUAUGGAGAAACCAGAGAAUUUACCAACCACAAAGCCUCUUCAAGGGAUGAAACCUAUGUCCGAUAAGAAUAGAAGUAAAACAGGUCGUCCACCCUCGAAAAAGCUGAAAGAUCGAAAGGGGUCAACUCGUGUUGGGCCAAUAACAUAUAAUGACUCACCCGAUUUCACAGGUGAAUCUGAUGACGAUCAUGAAGAACUAUAUAUGGCUGCCAAUUCUGCUCGGAAUGCUAGUAAAGUUGCAAGUUCUGGCCCAUUUUGGAAGAAAAUGGAAUCAGUUUUUGGUUCCCUCAGCUCAGAGGACAUAUCCUACUUACAGCGGCAGCUAAGUUUUGCGGAGGAGCUUGGUGAGAGUUUGUCUCAGAUGUUUGGUGAUGAAUAUAAUGUUUCGGGUGUUUUUAUGCAUAGAGAAUUCCCUAAUUGUUCUGGGGAAAGACAAGGGAACCAUUUUAAUCAAGAUUCAUCAAAGACUGAUGCUUUAUGUGAAAAUUUUGACAUGAGAAGGUUGGAAAAGGCUACUCCAUUAUACCAAAGAGUUCUUUCUGCUUUAAUUGAAGAAGAUGAAAGUGAAGAACUGUACCAUCGUAGUGAAGGGAAAAAUUUGCACCUACGGUGUGCGAGUGAUGAUUCUCAUUGUGGUUCAUGUAAUCAGAUUGAUGUUGAACCCAAAGAUUGGGACAGGAUAGAAUCUGAAGUUGAGUCACAAGGAGAUUUUCAGACUCAGAAAAAUAGCUUGCUGGACAGACUUUCUUGUGAUAGAAGUGCUGCAACUAAUACAUUUAGAAAUAGAAGCAUGCCCAGUUCUGUACACAACCAUGAACAGUGGCAGGCAGAUGAGGACGUUUCACAUUCUGAUGUGGGGCAUGCCUGUGAAAUAUGUCCAACUGAUCUUGGUCAUCUGCAACCUAGGGAACUCAAGACUACUAACUUGCCUUCCUCAGAGUGCCAAUAUCAGUUGAUGUGCCUGGAUGACAGGCUUCUCCUGGAGCUGCAGAGUAUUGGUUUAUGUCCGGAGACAUUGCCGGAUCUUACAGAAGGAGAAGAAGUGAUUAAUCAAGAUAUAAUGGGACUCAAGCAAGGGCUGCAUCAACAGAUUGCGACGAAGAAGAAACACUUAGCAAAAAUUGAUAAAAUUGUUCAGAAAGAAAGAGCUGCAGAAAGACGGAGAAUUGAACUAGUUGCAAUGGAUCAACUUAUUGAGAUUGCUUACAGGAAACAACUGGCUUGCCGUGGGAGCAGUGGUUCAAAAAGUGCAGUCCGUAAGGUUUCAAAACAAGUGGCAUUGGGUUUUCUCAAACGCACACUUGCCAGAUGUCGAAAAUUUGAAGAAAAGGGCAUUAGUUGCUUUACUGAUCCUGCACUGCAGAAUGUUAUCUUCUCUGAACUUUCAUGCAACAAUGCUGCAAAAUCUAUCGACUGUGUUGGCUCUGGAACUGCUAGUAAUACAUGCAAUGAAGGUUCCCAUCAAGCGGAAGUCAGAGGAUCUGGUGCCGUAUCCAGUGCGUUUGGGAGAUAUGAUUCCCCUAGUGAUAACCAUGACAGGGGUUCAUCAGGGGUUCUUCAUGCUGUCAUUGACUCGUCUGGUCAAGCUUCUUCCAAGCAUGGAUCGAUGUCGAACUUGAACAAGGGGAGAAAGAGGGAAGUGCUGAUUACUGAUGUUGUUGGACUUGGAAGUGCUUCCUCAAGGCUAACUUCAGCUCUUGACAGCACUGUUCACGACGCGAAGGGAAACAGAGGUGAGAGAAAUAAGGACCAAACCUUGGAUAACUUAAGAAACACUUCACCUAGUGGAGUUGGUAACACAUCAUUGGACAGCUCCCGAAGUGAACGCAAAACAAAAGGAAGAUCCAAGCAAAAGAAUACUCACUCAUCAAGUCAAUCAGUUCCUAAUGCCAGCAAUAAGAAAAGUAGGACGGGCCCACCAUUGCGGAGUGAUGCUCCUACACCGCCAUCGUCUAAAGAGGCAGAUGAACCCACUGAUAUUGCAAAUUUGCAACUACAUGAAUUAGAUUCACUGGAAGAGAACCAAGAUCUUAGUUCAUGGUUGAACUUUGAUGAAGACGGCCUGCAAGAUCAUGAUUCCAUUGGUCUCGAAAUACCAAUGGAUGAUCUCUCAGAGUUGAUGCUUAUGUAA